Heterobasidion irregulare TC 32-1 is the source of this 834-nucleotide messenger RNA. RefSeq lists its product as uncharacterized. The transcript has 2 exons. Lineage: Eukaryota; Fungi; Basidiomycota; Agaricomycetes; Russulales; Bondarzewiaceae. The coding region runs from base 1 to 834 and encodes 277 amino acids. The record is from RefSeq and is a predicted model, not a curated record.
AUGACAGAGUACGACUACUCACCCGAGGCAUACGACCGCUACCUUGCCACGCAACAUCGCAUCUCAAAUUGGCGUGACGACGUCAACCGCUAUAAGUUCCAGUCUCCACCACUACCUCUUCUGCCUACAGCCAAACCUGUGCCGUCGCCCACAAAAUCUCCUCCAAAGCGCUCGCAAUCCCAAGGAUACGUCACUGUAUAUCCUGCAGCCCAGCCGCCACCUACGCGUCCAACUCCAUCGCGGUCCUACACGACAGCUCCCAACGCUGUAUACCCCUCUACUUCCCGUCACACUCACGCACACACUGGUUCCCAACCACACAUCGUUCAUCAGGCUCAGCAGGACACUCAUCAGCACACUCGUACACGCACACACUCACGUUCCCAGUCUACAUCCGUCUCCGUCCCCGUGCACAUCCCAAUACAGGCGCCCGUCCCACGGCAAGCGUACGCUUCUAAUUCUCGCAUUCCUGUUCCGCCGAAACUGGUCCCAGUGCCUCCCUCGUCACGGGUACCACAACCGCGCCGCUCCCGCACGUACUCCUAUGCCGCUGCCCCACAGACGGCGACCCAGCCCAGUAUGGUUAACGUUAUCUACUACGACCCAAGAAAUCCCCCUGUCAUGCCCAAGGCUGGGCCGACAUUUAUACCCGUUCCGUCUAGGGGUAGCCGAACCGAUGCUCGAUCCCCAAACUCUCCCACUAAACGCACCCCCCUCAUUAAGCGCAUUUUGACUCUCGGCCUCACUGGCUCUGGCUCUGGCUCCGGUGCCAGCCCCAGUCCAGCCUCUGCCAGUCGUGCGGCUCCGCGCAGGCGCCGACGAAGCAGUUUCUGA